Nerophis ophidion (straightnose pipefish) is the source of this 3769-nucleotide messenger RNA. RefSeq lists its product as uncharacterized. The coding region runs from base 137 to 997 and encodes 286 amino acids. Lineage: Eukaryota; Metazoa; Chordata; Actinopteri; Syngnathiformes; Syngnathidae. The transcript is spliced from 2 exons. The record is from RefSeq and is a predicted model, not a curated record.
AGACAUAUCCACCUGUCCAAAGGCGUAUCCCUCUUUCAUCCCCAGUGCAGGCACAGAGACGCACAUUUUCAGUGCUGCGCACCAGAACCUUCCUCUGGGAGAAGCUCAACUCAGCCUUUGCCAGGAGGACGGUGAGAUGUCGGGUCUUCCCACGCCAGACGCCAGCCCGGAAUUCCCAAAGCCGAUGAGCAAGGCUGGGCGGCAGCAUCCCUAUGAGAAGAAGGCUACAGACGCCAUCGAGGCGGUUUCAGGGAAGUCUCAACCCACCUUCCCCCUCUCCAGGCGCCAUGGCAACAGCCGUGGCGAGGACCACGAGGUUUGGCGCAACGAGCGUGCCACGGGAGACUUUCAUCACUGCCACAAGUCCUGCGCCCCGGCACCGGCCGACGUGUCGGCGCUGGACGAACUGCUCAAGCACAUCCAAGAGGUCAGCGCCUCAGGAAGCGGAGGCAUCAAAGUCCUGACGUCCGCGUCCUCUUCCUCAGCAGAGCAUCAUCAUCGCCAAGGCAACCGGCACCACGACAACGGCCCGUAUCACCUGCAGGGAAUCCCUAAGACGGAACCAACUUCACACCCCGGCGCCCCCACGCUACUCUGGGAAGGCCUGGGCAAAAGGGCGGACAUCAUGCCCAGUCCAAACUCCGUCAAGGCUGUGGCGGGGAUUCCGUCCUCGCGGGUCAUCCUAGAGAUGCCCGCCCACUUGCAGCGGCAUGCCCUCGUCAAGAUGGGCGGCGGCCUGCCGCGUCACCACAGCUUCAACCAGCGUGCGGCGCCGCCCUUCCUGGCCAGGAUGAACACCAACAGCAGCAGCAACGGGCCGCCCGCCGCCAGCGCCUGUCUGACGCGGCAACACAGCUACAGUGAAGGACCGCAAGCCCGACGGGCGGCCGUCGUGCGGCGAACCGUGUCUCUGAAACCCAAAGUCCCCCCCAAGCCCUUGUUCCUUCCCAACGUGGCCACGUCCGCGCUCUACGAGGCGCCAAAGGACCACUACUGAGGCGCUCAAGAAGGAGAAAAGAGAGCGUCUUCUUUGAUCGGUAGCAUGAAGAGACGGCCCCUCCCACUUUGCAUCACAUGACCCUCAGGCUGAGGUACCUCUCCCCAGAACCUUUUGUACCAUAUUGGUAUGUGUCACUCCGCUAAGGGGGCGGGGCUUCUUGCAAGAGCAAUAACACGGGCUAACAGACGAGGUUAGCAUGUGGCUAGGAACUUUCCCACUUUUGGAUCUGGAGUUGAAAUAAAGUUUUCAAACAACAAAAAAACCCAGUUGUUAUCGAGGCCUUUUAAACUGAAAUCCUGAACAGGAAGAGGAAAUGACCUCGGUUACUCAUGUUGCUACAUUUUUGUAAUAGACAAAGUUCAGUGGGCGGGUUGUGUGACCAGAUUAGUAGAUUGUUUUCCUCCCUGCGCCAUGACUAGGGAAGGUUGUUUGGAUUGGGUCAUAUAAGUUCAUGCUGUGCACACAUUUUCAGGUAAACAUACUUCAAACUGAGUUACUCAUGUUAUGUUUUUUAAUAAUCCACAAAGUUCAAUGGGCAGGUUUUGUUAUGUGUGACCAGAUUAGUAGAUUUUUUCCCCCCUGCGCCAUGACUAGGGAAGGUUGUUUGGAUUGGGUCAUAUAAGUUCAUGCUGUGCACACAUUUUCAGGUAAACAUACUUCAAACUGAGUUACUCAUGUUAUGUUUUUUAAUAAUCCACAAAGUUCAAUGGGCAGGUUUUGUUAUGUGUGACCAGAUUAGUAGAUUUUUUCCCCCCUGCGCCAUGACUAGGGAAGGUUGUUUGGAUUGGGUCAUAUAAGUUCAUGCUGUGCACACAUUUUCAGGUAAACAUACUUCAAACUGAGUUACUCAUGUUAUGUUUUUUAAUAAUCCACAAAGUUCAAUGGGCAGGUUUUGUUAUGUGUGACCAGAUUAGUAGAUUUUUUCCCCCCUGCGCCAUGACUAGGGAAGGUUGUUUGGAUUGGGUCAUAUAAGUUCAUGCUGUGCACACAUUUUCAGGUAAACAUACUUCAAACUGAGUUACUCAUGUUAUGUUUUUUAAUAAUCCACAAAGUUCAAUGGGCAGGUUUUGUUAUGUGUGACCAGAUUAGUAGAUUUUUUCCCCCCUGCGCCAUGACUAGGGAAGGUUGUUUGGAUUGGGUCAUAUAAGUUCAUGCUGUGCACACAUUUUCAGGUAAACAUACUUCAAACUGAGUUACUCAUGUUAUGUUUUUUAAUAAUCCACAAAGUUCAAUGGGCAGGUUUUGUUAUGUGUGACCAGAUUAGUAGAUUUUUUCCCCCCUGCGCCAUGACUAGGGAAGGUUGUUUGGAUUGGGUCAUAUAAGUUCAUGCUGUGCACACAUUUUCAGGUAAACAUACUUCAAACUGAGUUACUCAUGUUUUUUUAAUAAUCCACAAAGUUCAGUGGGCAGGUUUUGUUAUGUGUGACCGGAUUAGUUGAUUUUUUCCCCUGUGCGCCAUGACUAGGGAAGGUUGUUUGGAUUGGGUCGUAUAAGUUGAUGCUGUGCACACAUUUUCAAGAACGGAAAUACUCACUUGGUUACAUUUUUAUAAUCCAAAAGCCAAUUUGCUCAACUUACCUUUAACUCUACUUUUUUAUUAUUAUUAUUAUCUUCAUGAUUUCUCACAAUAAAUAUAAAUAGAAACAGAUAAAUACCCCCCCCUAAAAAAGGGUAUUUCUGUCCGUCGUACAUUUUUUUUCCGUCUACGGAAAGUUUUUUUGUAGAGAAUAAAUGAUGAAAAAAACACUUAACUGAAUGGUUUAAAAGAGAAAACAGGGAAAAAAAUGAAAAUUACAUUUUGAAACAUAGUUUAUCUUCAAUUUCGACUCUUUAAAAUUCAAAAUUCAACUGAAAAAUAUGAAGAGAAAAACUCGCUAAUUCGAAUCUUUUUGAAAAAAUUAAAAAAAUAACUUAUGGAACAUCAUUAGAACAUUUUUUCCUGAUUAAGAUCAAUUUUAGAAUUUUGAUGACAUGUUUUAAAUAAGUUAAAAUCCAAUCUGCACUUUGUUAGAAUAUAUAACAAAAUGGACCAAGCUAUAUUUCUAACAAAGACAAAUCAUUAUUUCUUCUAGAUUUUCCAGAACAAAAAUUUUAAAAGAAAUUCAAGACUUUGAAAUAAGAUUUAACUUUGAUUCUACAGAUUUUUGAUUUGCCAGAAUAUUUUUGUUUUAUUUUAAUCAUAAUACAGUGGUCCCCAACCUUUUUGUAGGGGGAGGGGGAUGUUUUUUUGUUUUUGUCGUGAAAAAGGGAGUUUUUUUGGGUUAGUGCACUAAUUGUAAGUGUUUUUUAUGUUCAUUUAAAAAAAAUUAAAAUAAAUAAAUAUAAUGUCAAAAAACAAAAAAACACAUUUUUUUUUUAAUUCUUCUGCGGUUUGGUACCGGGUCGGGGGAUUUAUUUAUUAACUUUUUUUUUUUUUUGUCGUGAAAAAGGGAGUUUUUUUGGGUUGGUGCACUAAUUGUAAGUGUUUUUUAUGUUCAUUUAAAAAAAUACAAAAAAAUAAAUAUAAUGUCAAAAAACAAAAACACAUUUUUUUUAAAAUUCAAUCAAUCAAUCAAUCAAUGUUUAUUUAUAUAGCCCCAAAUCACAAAUGUCUCAAAGGACUGCACAAAUCAUUACGACUACAACAUCCUCGGAAGAACCCACAAAAUUAAGAAUUAAAUUCUUCUGCGGUUUGGUACCGGGCCGGGGGAUUUAUUUAUUUACUUCUUUUUUUUUUUUGUCGUGAAAAAGGGAGUUUUUUUGGGUUGGUGCACUAAUUGUAAGUGUUUU